AUGAGAAGCAAAUCUUUUGAUUUUUUUCAGUAUAUGAAGCCUAUGAUAUCAAGUAUUGGACACAUCCAAGAAAAAAAGAAUGAAUUUUUAAAAAGAUCGCUUAUGGCGAGAUCAACCAGGCAAAAUUCAAAAAUAACGAAUUAUUCAGAUAAAAUUUUAGUUGAGAUCUCAGCCCAACGGACGCUUGAAAAAUCUUUGCAAAGCACCUCAAAAGAAAAAAUUACAGCAAGAAGAGGGACUUCUGCAUUGCAAACAAAAGAAAGAGCUGAGCUUUCUAUGAGACGAGAUUCAUCGUCAAUGAACGGAAGAUGCACUCCAAAUCAUGACUUUAUUUUGCCAAAAACUGCAUUUGGGAAGCCCAAGUUCCCAUGAGAAUUUGAUUCUACUAGAAAAACUAGAGCCAAUAGCUUCGACAUUUCAGUGGAGUCCACUUAUAUAUUUGAUAACGAAAAAAAGAAAAUUAAAGGGAUUCCGUUUGAAAAACAAUCAAGUAGAAAAUCAUUAAUAAACUUCAGUCCUAAAGAAAAUUUACAAAUAAAUAGGCAGCAAAGUAAUUGCUUGCGUCCCUGCAACAGGAUAAAUAAAAUACAACAUAAUAUGAUGAAAAAUAAAGUUUUUGGGCAUGGAGAAAACAGAAUAUAGCCCCUGAAUUAUUUUGAAUAGUAUUGGCCUUCAAUUUUAAUUUUUAAAAUUAAUCUGCACUUUUUAGUUUUUUGAAAAGAAAAAACAAAAAUCACAAACCUCCGUUAACGUUUUAAGAUGCCUUAUCUAACUUAAGCUGUAUAAGGCAAGUGUCCUGGACUAUUUAUUUUUAGUCGGCAUUCUGCGAGGGCAUAGCGAUCUAUUAUGGUGCAUGAAUUAUACAAAAUCCUUUAUGCUUGUCUGAGCAUAAAUCGAAAAGUGUUAUAAUGAUAUAA
Blepharisma stoltei is the source of this 917-nucleotide messenger RNA. Lineage: Eukaryota; Ciliophora; Heterotrichea; Heterotrichida; Blepharismidae. The record is from the annotation of a GenBank genome assembly.